AAUCAUUCAACAAGUUGGUGCGCGUUGUUUGGUGUUGUCAGUACACGUUUACUAACGCCGCUGCCGGCUAGCUCCAAAAUGUCUAGGGUUUUCUUGGUGUUUAUUGCGGUAGCUUUUCACGCGCUAUCUCUGGGCACUAUAGGUGCCAUAUCAUCAAUGUCUAUAGACUUAGGGACUGAGUUUAUGAAAGUUGCGGUGGUUUUGCCUGGAAAACCUAUGGAGAUCGCCGUUACUCCUGAUUCCAGAAGAAAAACUUCAACUGCGAUCGGCUUCAAAGACAAUGAAAGGUUAUUUGGCAGUAACGCAGUCAAUUUAGCUUCGAAAAAUCCUGAAUACGUAUUCCAGUCCAUUCCGUCUCUUCUUGGGAAGUCUAUAGAUCAUCCAAUGGUGAAACUUUUUCAGGAACGUUAUCCUUACCACAAUUUGUCUUAUGAUGCCACAUCUGGACAACUGUUUUUCACUCGAAAAGAUGGUGUGGUGUUUUCGGUUGAUGAACUGGUCGCUAUGCUUUUGGAAUAUGCCCAUAAUUACGCUGAACUCUAUACUGGUUCUAUUAUCAAGACUUGUGUAUUGACUGUACCUAGCCAUUUUGGUCAGGCUGAAAGGCGUCGCUUGAUACGAGUGUCUGAAAUAGCAGGCUUAAAUGUUCUUCAAAUAAUUAACGAUAAUUCUGCAGUGGCUCUGAAUUUCGGUUUGCUCCGUUUUAGAAGUUUCAACGAAACACCUCAAUAUUACGUGUUUUUUGAUAUUGGUUCAAUGAGCACAACCGCAACCUUAGCAGCAUAUUCAUAUGGGAAACACAGAGAUGGAGAUGUUGUGGGAGAUUUCCCGAUGUUGAGAAUUGUAAAUGUCAGUCAUGAUCCAACAUUCGGUACACAGGCUUUCAUUUAUCGAAUAAGAGAUCAGUUAUUGGAAAAAUUCUGUGAAAUGAAGAAAUUAGAUAAAGAUCUAGUAAAAAAAAGUCAUCGAGCCAUGUCUAAACUGGCUUUAGAGGCCUCAAAUGUGCUUACCAAACUUAGUGCAAAUUCCGAAAUAUUCGCCCAGGUUGAAAAUUUGUUUAAUGAAGAAGAUCUUAAUGUUAAAAUUACUCGUGCUGAGAUGGAAACAUUUUGCUCUGAUCUGUUCGAGAGAGUUAAACGACCAUUUUUCGAUAUCAUGGUCGAUUUUCCAAUGAACUCAUUAAAAGAGGUUAUUUUAAUGGGUGGAGGUACACGAAUCCCGAAAAUUCAAUCUGUUCUAAUCGAGCAUAGUCAAAAGUCAGAAUUACACAGAGGUGUUAAUAGUGAUGAUGCUGCCGCAUUAGGUGCCGUGUAUCAAGCUGCAUUUCAUACUCCGGGGUUUCGUGUUACUCGUUUCAUUGUUAAAGAUUAUAAUCUUUAUCCUAUUGCUGUUGAUUUUAUGCGUGCUCCACCGUUACCAAGCCAUAAGUCAGACAAUGAUUUACAUAUCGAAGAUCAACAGGAUGGAUCUUAUGUUCGACAAGUUCUUUUUCCCCGUGGAGCUAUUUUCCCUCAAAAACGUGCUAUCAAAUUCAAUCGGCAUAUUACUGACUUGGACUUCUAUGUUAAUUAUGUCGAUCUUGAUGGAUAUGCUGCUCGUUUCCAAGGUCCAAACUACAAUCUUAGUCAUAUCACUACGAGAAAUGUAUCAAAAUCAGCUAAACACUAUUCGUUUGCUGAGCCUCGAGGUGUCAAAGCACAUUUCAUUAUGGAUCACAAUGGAAUUCUUGUUCUUAGUGGUGUAAGUUGUAUAUUUCAUCCUAUUGAAGAAAAUGGGAUAUCUGAUGAUUCAAAUAAGGCGAAAUCUACUUUUGAAAAAAUCGGUAGUACUUUAAGUGGACUAUUUGGUGGAGGUGAUAGUACAAAUGUUGAUAAAAAUGUACCUGAACAGGAUACUGCUGUUAACACAACAGGCGAUGGUGGCGUUAAUUUGACUCAUGUCAAUCCAGCGAAUAUUACUAAAAAUUCUUCUACAGGACCAUUUUUUGAACCUAUCGACUAUGAAGUUGUUUAUUUAGAUUUUCCUGACUUGACUGCUGAAGAAUCGAUUGUGUCACAAUCUAAAUUGGAGAAGUUACGCGAAGCAGAUAAAGAGAAAGUUGCUUUAGACCACUCUAUUAAUCUACUUGAAACCUUAUUGCUCAAUACAAAUGAUAUGAUUUCAACUGAUUAUAAGAAAUAUGGUACUGAAGAGGAACUUAAACAGUUGGAUAAUGUAUUACAAAUUGCAUCUAGUUGGUUUGAUGAACAAGGUCAUAAUGGUUUAAAGAGUGAUUAUGAUAUCAGAAUAAAAGAAAUCCAAUCGUUAAUUAUUCCCAUUGAAAAAAGAUCUACUGAGAUUAAACAUCGUGCGAAAGCAAUACUAUCGUUUAAUAAAACAAUCGAAUUAGCCCAAAAAACAUUAAAUGAAAUGGUUGAAUUAUCAAAACUGUUUUCGCAAACAUUUAGAACCACUUCACCUGAACAACAACAAAAUCAGAGUGCAUCAAAUAAUAGCUCUGAACAAACUUCAGAAGAAUCAUCACCAUGGAAAAAUAUCUUCACUGAAGUUGAAAUUGAUACACUAAGAAAUAAACUAGGUGAAUCAAAGGCUUGGUUAGCUGAAUCGACCGAAGUUUUAAACAAAUCUCCGACAUACGAAGAUCCUCCGAUUUUGGUUUCUACUAUUCGAAGUAAAGAAAGUGAAUUGUCCCGAGAAAUCAGCUAUCAUACCACUAAAAUGAAUUUAUGGAGAUCAGAAAUUGCUCGUAUGUUUGCUGAGCAAAGCAAAAUGAAUACUGCAGAUCCACUAAAAGAUAAAGGUCAAAUCCCAACUAGUGCCAGUGAUGAUGAUAAAACUAUUUCUGGAACUGUUAAAACAGACGAAGAGCCUACAACAAAAACAACAGAAGAUACUAAGCGAACACCAAGACCGGAGUUGUAAUAUCACGUAUAAUUCCAAACGAAUUGAGAUAAAACCAGCUGAAAAAGAGAUGUUUUAUUGUUGAUUGAUUAUUGCAGUCCCACUUCAUCUUAGUCUGUCUUCAUUAAACUUUAUCUUUUGCUUACUCUGUAUUCACACAUUGAUAUUUUUACUGUGAUGUCUUCUUCAUUGUUUGUGUAAAUUUCUUUCACUCAUUGUUUUCUAAUCCAAAAAACUGGGUAGUAGUAUUUUAUGCGUUACUUGCAUUGUUGGUAUAAAUAUAUGUAUUUUUUAUAAUAGAAGUUUAUUGAUUUCAUUCAUAUCAGUCCAGUAGAUUGGUGUCCAUUUUGUAUACUUCAUGCAACGAAUGUGCGUACUAUUUGUUAUUUGUCUUAAUCAGAGAAGACUAUUUGAUUUUCGAUGAUGUUGUUUUUAAAAGCUGUACUAUCGUAUUUCAGUGAGAUAAGAAGUCCCGAACAGGUCUCGC
Messenger RNA from Schistosoma spindalis, 3388 nucleotides. The record is from the annotation of a GenBank genome assembly. Lineage: Eukaryota; Metazoa; Platyhelminthes; Trematoda; Strigeidida; Schistosomatidae.